This is a messenger RNA of Rodentolepis nana, 363 nucleotides long. The record is from the annotation of a GenBank genome assembly. Lineage: Eukaryota; Metazoa; Platyhelminthes; Cestoda; Cyclophyllidea; Hymenolepididae.
AUGGAUCGUCAGGCUUAUCGAUCUACUGUUGAACCUGAAAAUCCUAAUAGAGAUCGUUUCAAGUAUAAUCAAGUUUUUCUUAGAGACAAGCAUGGAAUAUUUAAGCUUAUCGAGAUUAUCCUAACAAUCAUCUGUUUCAUCUGCGUUGGUUCUCAUUGGUUGUUUCGCGAUAGCGGUUCUGGAGGAUGGAUAAAUUUCACCCUCUCACUCUCUCUCAUAAUAUCUACCUUUUUUUUCUUUGGCUACCUCUUUAAUGUUGUGCCUUUCCUCCCCGGUCCAUGGGCUAUCAUUCACACUCUGACAGCUUGUCUUGAGCACUUUUUCUUCGCUGCUCUAAAAGGUCAUUUCCGCUUCACCGACUAA